Messenger RNA from Corythoichthys intestinalis (scribbled pipefish), 1777 nucleotides. It is a transcript of the gene coil, whose product is annotated as coilin p80. The record is from RefSeq and is a predicted model, not a curated record. NCBI's taxonomy places the organism in Eukaryota, Metazoa, Chordata, Actinopteri, Syngnathiformes, Syngnathidae. Gene Ontology annotation, biological process: spliceosomal snRNP assembly. The coding region runs from base 246 to 1568 and encodes 440 amino acids. Gene Ontology annotation, molecular function: U2 snRNA binding; U1 snRNA binding. The transcript has 7 exons. Gene Ontology annotation, cellular component: Cajal body.
ACCUGAAUCAGAGUCACUUUUAUAGUUUUUCUUAUCACAAAACGUUUGAGAAUCUGUCAAGAAUUCAUUGAGUUAUACGAUAGCACAAGCAGUCAUCCGUCGCAAGAUGGCGGCUGGUUACUUACGCCGACACCACAUCGAGACAUCCAUAAAACUCUGAGACAACCACUCCAUCAUUUGUGACGUGAGGUCUACCAGCGGUUGAAAGUAAUCGAAAUCUGAAUUUGAAGACAACCAAAAUACACAUGGAUGCACACGGGCCAAACCACAUACGCGUACGUUUGCACUUUGACUAUCCGCCGCCGGCGGUCGUCGAUUUUCGCAUGUUUUGGCUUCUCGUGGACUUAAACAAGUGCCGUAUAGUGUCCGACCUAGAGAGCACAAUCAGAGAUAAAUUUGAGUUCAGUCGUCAAAGCUUGAUCAGCCUCUUCAUAGAGGACUGCUACCUGCUACACACGGAAAGCAUUCAUGUUGUGCGUGAUAACGACAUACUCAGAGUGAAGGUUGAGUGUGUUCCUCACCUGGAUGGGCACAACCACAAUCCAAAUACAAGCCAAAACUGCAAAAAGAGACGGAGACAGUCACUGAGCGAGCCAAAUAAUAGUGGUGAAGAUGCUACGUGUUUGAACAAAAAGAUUAAGAAAAAAAGUAAGGAGAUUUUGAAAGUGGACACCAGUAAGAUACUUGGCGUGGAGACAAACGGUCUAAAAAAGAAAACGUCAAAGAAGAAACGGAAGAAAGAAAAUGGUUUCACAACCACCGAUCAGCCAACAUUGUCUACACCCCAAAUACACAAAGACUACCCAAAGGAAAUGGCACACAAAUCAAAAUCACAGACUCUGCCUUCUUCCAAUUCCAAUAAGCAUAAAAGUGUGGAGGAUGAAGUCCCGAACAAAAGAGGAACUCAAAGAGACUCCCCUGUUGCUGCAAAAGUGCAACAUCCCUCCAAAGUACUUCCACGCACCCGUCCUGUCAAGAAUUGUUCUUCUUCCUCCUCAUCAGAUUUGGAAUCACCAGAUGAGGGCAGUACUGAUAGUUCUAAGCAUAAAAGUAAUGAUUUAACCAAUCAUAAAUCCAGCUUGAACCACAAUUUGUCUUCUAAACUUUCGAACUGUGGACCAAAAAAACAUUCAAGUGUGUCAACAGCCCCAAUUGACAAAAUCCCAAAGUCUCUGGAAUCAAAUGACACAAACAUCAGCGAAAAGGCAGAUGUGGUUACUCGGCAGAAUGACACUGAAAGUGCUUCAAGAGAUUACAGUGCAAUGCCGCUUCUCGCUGCCCCUCCACAGGUCGGACAGAAGAUUGCGUUUAAGCAGCUGGAGCUUACUGAGAAUUAUACACCUGAGGUAUCAGCAUACAAGGAGGCUAUGAUUGUGAGCUUUGACCCAAUCACGAAGCAGGUUGAGCUCGAACUGCUUUCUGUCGCACAAGCCCCUUCUGAGCCUGGAAAGUUUGACCUGGUGUAUCAGAACCCAGACGGAUCAGAGCUUGUAGAGUACGCUGUGUCCAGAGAAUCCAGGGUUGCUGAACGAUGGGACUCUCUGCUGGAACCAAGGCUGAUAAUUUAAGUCACACUGUAUUGACCUCAUGCAUUAGGUUUUACAAUGAGUCGUGCUGCAAUAUGUUAAAUGUCGGUCUUUUUAUUCAAGCAUUUGACGAAAAAUGAUCUUCAAAGUACAUAUGUCUUUUCAUAAAUACCUUGUUUUAUGAUGCAGAUCAGAUUUGAUGUACAGUAUUGCCCUUUUACAAUUGAUAUGCCUAUGUGUGAGUGCUACAA